This is a messenger RNA of Hansenula ciferrii, 1593 nucleotides long. It is a transcript of the gene POL4, whose product is annotated as DNA-directed DNA polymerase IV. The transcript has a single exon. Gene Ontology annotation, molecular function: DNA binding; DNA-directed DNA polymerase activity. Gene Ontology annotation, biological process: double-strand break repair via nonhomologous end joining. NCBI's taxonomy places the organism in Eukaryota, Fungi, Ascomycota, Saccharomycetes, Phaffomycetales, Wickerhamomycetaceae. The record is from RefSeq and is a predicted model, not a curated record. Gene Ontology annotation, cellular component: nucleus. The coding region runs from base 1 to 1593 and encodes 530 amino acids.
AUGAAUAGGUCUGGUCAAGUUCUCAGUAAAAUGAGUAAAACUUAUCUUUUCGAUGGGUUAGAAUUUUUAUUUAUACCAAAUAUAAAUUCAUCAAAAGUUACCUUUACUAGGAAAAAUUUAGCUAGGAAUGGUGGUGCUUCAGUUGCGAAGAAAUUUGAUCAAGAUACUACAACACAUGUUUUAGUUGAUACUAAAGUAUACUUGACAAAAGAUAAGAUCAGUGCUGGUUUGAAAAAUGCAAAAGUUCCAAAAACUUUCCAACCAGGUAAAAUAUUAAAUCAAACUUGGUUAGUUGAUUCAAUUGAACAACAAAAACUAUUAGAUACUAAAGAAUAUAUCAUAAAACUAGAUGAAUUAAAACCUGAAACGAGAAAGGAAUCACCGGCUUCCAAGCAACAUAUUGAAAACUUACAAAAACAAGAAACAAAGGAAAAAUUAAUUGCUGAAAGUUCAACAGGUAACCCCAAUGAACGUACAAUCUUUUUGUUAAAUCAAAUGGCCGAAGAAAGAUUAUUACAAGGUGAACAUUUCAAAGCAAAAGCAUACAAAAAUGCAAUAAAUGCCUUGAAUAAUACUGGUGAUUUUAUAAGUGAUGCAAAUGAAGCAUUAAGAUUAAAAGGAAUUGGUGUAUCAGUUGCUCAAAAAAUCGAAGAAAUUGUUAAGACAAAUACAUUAUCAAGUUUAAAUGAAAUUAAAUCUGAUAAAGAACAUCAAGUUUCAAAACUUUUCAUGGGUAUCCAUGGAGUUGGUCCAGUUUCUGCUAAAAAAUGGUAUAAUGAUGGUUUAAGAACUUUAGAAGAUGUUUCACAAAAACCAGAUUUAACAAGUAAUCAAACCUUGGGGUUAAAAUAUUAUGAUGAAUGGUUAGAAAGAAUUCCUAGAGAUGAAUGUACCCUGCAUAAUGAAUUUAUGAGUGAUUUAGUUUCACAAAUUGACCCACUAGUUCAAUUUACCAUUGGUGGUAGUUAUAGACGUGGUUCACCAACAUGUGGAGAUGUUGAUUUCAUAAUAACAAAACCAAAUGCAGAUAAUGAAGAGAUGAAGGAGAUUCUAGAGAAAAUAUUGGUCAAGAUUGAACAAGUUGGUUAUUUAAAAUGUUCAUUACAAAAAAAACAUAGUACAAAAUUUCUUAGUGGAUGUGCAUUACCACCAAAUUAUGCAUCAAGAUUACCUGAAUAUUCUGAAGGAAAAUGGGGGAAAUGUCGUCGUAUUGAUUUCCUAAUGGUUCCAUGGAAGGAAAGAGGUGCAGCAUUUAUUUAUUUUACAGGUAAUGAUUAUUUUAAUAGACUGAUAAGAUUAAAAGCCGUUAAAAAUGGGUUAGUGUUGAAUGAAAGUGGAUUGUUUAAAAGGAUUAAAUAUGUCCAAGGUAAAAAUGUUGAAGAUAAAACAAUGUUAAUUGAAAGUUUUAGUGAAAAAAAGAUUUUCAAAUUAUUAGGUUUUAAAUAUGUUCCACCAGAACAAAGAAAUUUUGGUGCAAAUAAUCCACCAUCCAAGUUGGGGAAACAUUUAGAUCAAUUUAGGAUUGAUCAUAAAUAUUUUGAUAAAGUUGUUAAAGAAGAAAUUAUUGAUGAUGAUGUGAUUGAAGUUGAUUAA